Molecule: messenger RNA, 13232 nt
Organism: Amoebophrya sp. A120
Lineage: Eukaryota; Dinophyceae; Syndiniales; Amoebophryaceae
Source: the annotation of a GenBank genome assembly
CUGGGUCUGGCUGUUGUUCCACAUCCUCUUUUACGGCAUGUUCUUCGCCUUGAUUUUCCGGGUGUUUGUGUUGUUCUUCGAAAUGGUGUUCGGCUUCACACCCUUGUAUUUCGCGCCGGAGAAUGUGGGUAGACAAAACGUCGGGUCGACGCAGUUCAACACCGGUGGGAGUGGUGGUUCUACGUCGAAUACCAACAUGAUCCAAAUUGCGAAACACCGGGAAAAUUCGCCGAACUUCUUCAUCCGCAUCCUACUGGUGUUGAAAGCGGGGAUAAACAAAUUCAGCUUCGCAUUGGCGAAGUUUGAGUACUGCUUUCUGGUUUUCUUCCUCUCCUUCUGGACCGUUCUCAUGCUCGUCGGGUUAAUCAUGCACGACGACACGGUGGCCGCGGCCCUGUGGUUCGGCGGGUUGCUCUACCUGAUGUUCAAGCUGCUGGUCAAUAUGGUCUCCUUGCAAACGCAAAUGCGGAUCGUGGUAUUAGCGCUAGUCGAAAAGAUCCUCCGCGCCAUCGCGGACAACGCGAUCAAGACCUGGGGGCGCGACAAGAGACAGUACUUCCAGCACCACGGGGCGCAUGGGGCUGGACCUGGGCAGGGCUACAUAUGAAAUGCAAAAGCAUGAUCGUACUAGUAUAAAUUGCACUACAAGUUGGCUUAGCAUUACAAAUUGAAUUUGUAAUGCAGAUUUGCCUUCACAAAAAAAUGCAUAAACGCAAGUAGUACGAGUACGAUACUUUUGCACAGGAUAGUACAGUUUUACCGACGAAACCGGGCAGCUGAACAGUGACGACGAACCGUAUGAAAGCCUCCGGUUGGAAAUCCUCCAAGUGGAAAUAAUUUGUAAUGCACAAAAACGACUCCAGUUGAAGCGCCAUUUGUAGUCGGCGCAUGACAAAUUUCCCGGGCACUCAAAGCGUGUCUGUCAUGCUAGUUAGGCAAAGGGGUGCCCUUCUGUCGUGCUAAUCAGCAGCCCAAUUCUUCACCCCUAGCAGGACAAUAGUCGGCCUCCAUUGUGUCCUCUGCAAUACAGUCUUUUUUUCCUUACAUUUCACGCAUCACAAAAUAUUUCCACUUUGAGCAUUUCCAUUCUGAGGCUUUCAUAAACCGGGAGGCUCGUCGUUUUCCCAGGGAGUCCUUGGUAGAACCGCGAAUGCGCGAAUGAACGUUUACGCACAUUACAGCAAUCAACAUUACAUGCACGAGGAGCGGAAACGGCAGGAAAAGUCCGACCGGGACGAGAAGUACAAGGGAGCGAAAGGCGGAAUAUGCAUUGCAAAUAAAGAGCUAUCGUGCUAGUAGACCACCUAGAGCAGCUAGUAAAAAUCGCAUUACAAAUAAUUUGCUCAACGCGAGGACAAAUGGACCAUCAGUGAUGCCGAAAUACUGCUAGGAAACGAGAUUUGUCAUGCCAGACUGGCGUUGAAUAUACGACUACGAGCACGAUACUUUUGCGAUCCAUAUCAAAAAGACGACGACAAAUCUGGCGGGGAAGAGGACGGCGAUGAGGGCCCGCACGACCCGAAAGCGAAGUCAAUAACGACAGUCCGGGACUCGAAUAAGCUGAAAAAGUUGAUGUCGACCCAGAUCCGCGAGUCCUUCUUUCCGAACGCGUCAGCUGCAGGAGGAGGGGAUGCAACUCCAACAACCUCGCCCAGGAUAAGCGCAGUCUCAGAUCGGAGCACAACAGGAACAGCAGGAACUACCGUUGGUGCAUCUUCUAAGAGCAAGAAGGAUGUGGGGAAAGAAAAGCAGCAAAAGAAUGACAUGAAAAACAAGAAGAAGUGGUCCGCCCAUUCCAUCUGGCGGACUAUGACGCGGGAUUUGCAGUUUUUCGGCCCCGUGCAGGAGGAAUCGGAUGACGAUGAUGAGAAGGACGUGGUGGAAAUGGACAGAAUAUGAAUUGCAAAACCAUCGCACUAGUAUAAACCAGCCAUGCUCCGGCUGCCGCCGGAGCGCAAGGCUGUUGGGCGGGGGCAAGACUGUUGGCUGAUCGGACCAGAACGCCAUGGGCCUGCGCACAAAGAAACAUGCUGGAGCUCUGCCGCCUGGUUGGGCCACGCCAACCCGCAGCACCACUUGCGCGCCUCCCGCGCCUGCGGGCGCUCUGCGCAGGGAGCAGCUGCAAAGAACACCGGGGGCGAACAGAAGGCGCUCGGCGCGAGAGGGUGGCGCGAGAGGGUGGCGCGAGAGGGUGGCGCGAGAGGGUGGCGCGAGAGGGUGGCGCGAGAGGGUGGCGCGAGAGGGUGGCGCGAGAGGGUGGCGCGAGAGGGUGGCGCGAGAGGGUGGCGCGAGAGGGUGGCGCGAGAGGGUGGCGCGAGAGGGUGGCGCGAGAGGGUGGCGCGAGAGGGUGGCGCGAGAGGGUGGCGCGAGAGGGUGGCGCGAGAGGGUGGCGCGAGAGGGUGGCGCGAGAGGGUGCGCGAGAGGGUGCGCGAGAGGGUGGCGCGGAAAGGCGCCGAACAAAACAAGGCCGCGAUAUGCCUGCAGUGCCAAAUGUGGGGACUACCAUGCGGAUUCGCGCCCGCUUUUUUGUGUUUUUACCCUCUCGCAGACCCCUCGCAGACCCUCUGUUUGACCUCUUUUGGGGGUCCCCGCUAAUAGUCCGGCUAUACUCGCGGGUAGAGGUCGACAGAGGUGGCCGAGAGGUGGCCAAGAGGGUCCGCGAGAGGUCGCCCCUUAUUCGCGCCACCUCUCUCCACCUCUGUCGACCUCUCGCGCCCCCUCUUUUUGACCUCUCUGCACCCUCUCAGGCACUUAGGCGGCGCUUUAAGGGGAGCGCUUCGGCGGGCCUUAUUCGCGCGCCCUCUCGCCGACCCUCUCGAACGGGGUCCCGCGCCACCUCUCCACCUCUGUCGACCUCUUUUCUACCUCUUUUGACCUCUUUUUUACCUCUCGGCCACCUCUUGUCUACCCUCUGUCUACCUCUUUUUUCGCAUGAAUAUAAUAUAUAGAAAUUUCAUUACAAAUUUUCUCAGCAUGAAAAAUUGAAUUUGUCAUGCUGUUUUACCUUGGAAGGGAAAUAAUUUGUCAUGCACAAUUGCAAUUAGUACGAGUGCGAUGCUUUCGCUCACGAUACAGGAGGUUCCAACGACAACUAGAACCAAUGCUGGACGAGCAGCAGUCAAAGAACCUGGCAACGAACUGGGCUCAAGCCGCGGCGAAAACCAGAACCGACAGCAACUACUUUAUGACAGGAGUCUCCUCGGUAGGUGCGGAUAAUUCCGAAGAGAACAAAAUCAAGCCGGAGGAGAUUACCACGGUGGAAUCGAAGAAGAAAUUGCUUGGGAAUUUCCUCGCCCGCGACAGUAAAAUUUUGUUCAAGAAAGACGACGAAUUCAAGCAACUCCAAGAUUUCGAAGACAACGUGAAAGACGGCGCAGUUCCGGAAGAAGCGAAUAACUUCUACUACGAUUCACUUUUUGGCGACAUCGAUCAGCCGAUGAAGCACUCGUCGACUUUGGAAACCUUAGUGGGUUCCGACGCGCAGAUUGGUCUGCAGCAGAUUUUCAAUGUGAUCCGGCCCAAAUCGGACGAGGAAGCGGUUUACUCCGCGCAACUAGCGGGGAGGGACACGAAUUUGGCCGCGCAGACGAGAUCAUUCAACCGGUUCGAAUCGCAGACCGCGCCGGAGACGUUGUUGAUUUUGAAGAAGUUGUACGAGAAACUAGUAACCCAGUACCUACCGGAUGUGCGGUUGGAUAGGGAACAAUUGAAACCGGAAGCGUUGAAGGAGCAGAUGCUGUUACAAUUGGAGGCGAAAGUGCUGGAGUUGCGCGCGAAUUUGGAGUCUUUCCAACUCCAAUUUUCUGACUUUUUACUGGACUCCGCGGGGAAUUUGUUUGAUCAAUUAUUAGUGAAUUUGACGGACAACGCGGCUUUGAAAGCGGCUUUACUCGAGCAGCAGGAGGCGAUUUUGUCGAAGUCGUACAGUAUGGACUUCAACUCGUUAAUGUCCUUCCACGCGGAUCCCGCGGAUCCCGAGAUCCCAGCGUCCUGGUUUGUCGCAGCGGCAGUGGGGGAGGAUACACAUGUACCCCAGGGAGGUGGUACGCCGAUUUUUUCCCCCCGUGGCGAGGGAGAAGCGAUGGAGCCUAUUUCCGAGGGCGAAGCAAGUACGCGGGAUGAAAACAAGCAUCGCGACCGUUCAUCACCCAAAAGACCUCGCCCAUCGCAACAAACACAAGAACAAUCUUCGCCUGUGCAACAACGACCCUCCAGGCCGAGCACAGCGUCAACCUCGACGGUAGGCGGUGGUGGAAACAAGCGGCCAUCAACGACGCAACCACAAACUACGUCGCAACAAGAUCCCCUAGCCGCACUGUUCCGCCUUGCCGCGGCGUUUGACAGCAAGCCACUAAAGCAAACCUGGCGCCAGUGCGGGAACCGACUGGGCGCUGGGGUGGCUGUCGCGAGAGUAACAAGGGAGUUGUUUUUGAAGAAGUACGCGGGGUUGCUGGGAUCCAGUGGUUCGGAUCCUGAUGCGUUUUUCGCGAGCGCGUGCAAGACGUACCCGAACCAGACGUCAAAUUUCGCGUCGAAGAAAAACUUGUCUGGGAAAACGACAGACAAACAGAUCGUGACAGACGGGCUGAAAGUAUCAAGCAAAACAAAAAGUGUUAACGUUAAGGGUUUCAUCAAGGCAUUGCCUUCAUGCAUGACAAAUUUUCGCUAUCAUGAUACAUGCUACGCAAUACAAAUUUAGGCAUCAUUUCUCGCGCAGUCAUGCAUGCCCAAUUCCGUUAAUGUUAACAUUUUUUAGUGCGAUAGAAGGCAUCUAGCGGAGGUCCAGCAGGUGGUCCCUCUACAUCAGCUGCUAGCAGUACUUCUACCGAGGCGAAUCUGAUGCAAUCCGCUUUCAUCUCCAUUGAGGAUCUCUUCUUCGUGUUGACCGAAGUAUGUUUUCUUUAAAACGUCCCCACCCCAUAGUCAAAUUGGUAAAUCUGCAACACAAGUCUCGAAGUUUAGUUUCCAUCUGCAGAAGUGUAGUGCUGAUUAGCAAAGGUAGCCGCAUGAGAAAGCAACUUCCUCAUCCUGUUUACAGCAUUACAAAUUCCGAAAUACGACUGGAAUUGCCUCUCAUGGAGCUGCGCAUUACAAAGGUUCCUGUCGUUGCGCAUUUGCAUGACAACUCUGGGGCAGGUACGUUUUUGCUGAGGAUACGAAGCGGGGGUUAUUCAGCGGGAUUUUUCCAAUCUCUUUCUGCAGAAAAACCCGGAGCAACUGACUUCACAGUUGGAAUUUCUAUUGCCCGGAGAUCAAGUAGAUGGCGAUCAACAAAACACCAGUUUUCUCAUCGACCAAAAUACCAUGAAAAUCACACUAGACGCGGCACGAGAAGUAGCAGCGGCGUUGGAAACAGUAAUAGGGAUCACGGAGAUCACGGGGAGGGAAGACAUUUUGAAUUUCACCACACCAACGAACAUCAACGCGUCGACGAAUAAAUCAAAUUCCAAUUCCAAGAAAUCAACAUCUUCACCUCCUUCCGACCAACUGGGCAGGUGUUUCCUCUCCGCUAGUGAGGUAGUGAAAAUCGCGGACAGCAUUCUUCUAUGAAAUGCAAAACGAAAACUAUCGUACAACUAGUAGUAGUAAUUGCAUUACAAAUUCCCUCAGCAUGAGAAAUGGAAGUUGUCAUGCUGUUUAACCUUGGGAUGGAGAUUUGUAAUGCAUGAUUGCAAUUACAACUACGAGCGCGAUACUUUUGGUUUUGCAGUGCAUAUCUCCUCCCCCAGGGAAUGUCCGCAACGACCCAAGCAACCAGCUCCUCCCUGACAAACCAACAAAACGUCCGCAUGUGCUACUCCGCGUUUACCCACGCCAUCGAUCGGAAGUACACAAACGGAAAAGCGACAGCUGCGACCAUUGCGAAGAUUUUUGAGGACCAAAAAUCCCAAACUUUGUCUCCGACUCAGUACGAAUCGGCGGUGAAACAGUUGACCUCCGACGGAAUGCACGCGCAAGCGAUUGUCCGGUUGUUUAGGCGAUUGCAGCUCCCGGCGGCGGCCAUCGAGAUCAAAGACACGAUGGAGCAGCGAAACGCCGGAGGGCCGAAGAACCCGUAUUCAAGAAAAAAACUGUGUAAGUGUCAAUCUGUGAUGCAGAAAAUGGAAAACAGUUACACUUGUCAUGCUCAUACUGGAAGUGCGUCAUAGGCUACUAUCAUAUGUGUUUCCACGUACUAGCUGCGCAUGACAGGUUUUCCCAGUAAUACUUACAAAACGAAUUUGUGAUGCUGCUCUUCCUACAAAGUUACACUUACGCACUUUUUUCCCUGGAUAACCCGUACUCCGCGAACAUUAGCACGUUUGUGGAAAAUUGCAAACGGGCGGAUGGGGAGGAGAAGAUCAAACUCCCGGCCGCUUUUGACAUGAUGGACGAGAAAAAAUCGAAAUUGAAGUUCAAGUCGAAAUUAGUAUCGAAGGUUUGGGAGAAAAAGUGCGGGCGGAACGGGAAUUUCAUUCCGAGGCAUAUGCAUUGCAAAAGUCUCGUACUCGUAGUAAUCUAAUUGCAUUACAAAUUGCCUCAUGCUGUGUUACCUUAAGAAAAAGAUUUGUAAUGCAGACCUGCAAUGAGAAUGACUACGAGUGCGAUCCUUUUGCAAUGCAUAAGGCAGAAUUUGAUGCGGUUCGUCAAGGACUUGCUGUUUGAAGAGAAGAAAGUACCGAUGAACAACCGAAGUGUCGUUCCUGCCGCAGUGAACAACAACGAUGAGGAGUUCUUAGCGGAGGAAGGGGCGCCACUGAUAGCAGCAAAUCAGCAACAAAUACAGGGCGGGAUGAACCACACACAGUUCACACCCCGAGGUUUGUGGUUCGAGGCGGUUUUCUUGCUCUUGCAGGAACUGCACGUCCCUUUAUCGAAGAAAUACGCGUUUGAGUUGAUGGAAUUGUACUAUCAGAAACAGGUCGAAGAGGAUAAAGAGGAGGAAAAACGACCAACAACGUUCAUAGGAGCAGCAGGAGGAGGAGGCUCCUCCUCGCCGAGAGCGGACGGAUCAGUUACCACUGCUGGUGGUUCUCCCGCUACUUCCGCGUUUGGGUUUUUGACCCGGGAGUCCGUUCUCGCGAUUUUCUCGGACAUUGUGGAUUUCGGCUUGUACCGCGAGACCUACUUCUACUUCCUGAAAUUCCACCGGGUGCAGCUCCCAGAUUCCGCGGUUUUGAGUCUCUGGGACUCGGUAAUCAUCCAGAAGUGGCGGGAAAAGAUUCUAGCGACCGACAAUGACAACAGUUCUUCAUCUUACCCCGACUACAUGAAGGAGACGUUUCUCGGGCAGUGGGUGGUUGAGAAGUUGGAGAAGAGCGAAACGGACAAAACGCCAGCUGUAACAGCGAUCAUCCCGAUAGAAUUCGUCACGGACUUAACCGCGGAGAUUCUGCUGAAAUCCGUAUGAACUGCAAAAGUAUGAUCGUACUCGUAUAAAUGCAUUACAAAUCUCCUCAGCAUGAGAAAUAAAAUCUGUAAUGCGGGGGCUUUAGCUUAAGAACAAGAUUUGUAAUGCAUGAUCGCAAUACGAGCGCGAUACUUUUGCACAGGAUAAUCCGGCAUGUGGCUUGACUUCGCAAAGAACACGCUGCAGUCGUUGGAUGUGUACAGUGGUUCCGGGAUCAACGUUGUAUGCAUUGCAAAACUGUGUGGGUCUGGAAACUUGUGAUGCUAAAAUAUGGAUGAUGGAAACUACACUUCCAAAUGCAGUCCAGCAUGACAACUUCCAACAAUGUAUUCUCAUAGGCGAUCAUCCGCAUGAGACGCUGCGUUCUUGCAUGACAAAAGAGGCUGCGACUUUUCUUGGUUACGCAAUACAGAUUUCCAAGGAGUGAUGUAGAGCUAGUAUCACAAGUUCCAACCUUCCAGACCCAGACAUAGUUUCACUGGAUAUGUUGGCGUGAAUAACAACCCGAUCGUGCAGAACCAAGAGGCGGUCGGAGGGGUGACGGGAGCUGGGUAUGAGGUCGUCGGCGCCGGAGUAGAUGGAACAUCAUCUUCUUCCGCUGUCAAUGACGAUACCACAUCAGCCGAGCCGGUGAUUUUCUUGAACCAGAUGAACACAACCGAUGAGAUCGAGGCGGAAACCAUUUUCCGGGAUCUGCUGCUCUUGGAAGACAAGUCCACUUCCCGGUGUGUCGGCUUCCUUCCCUUCGAAGACAUCUACAAGAUGCUGAAACGGGUGCACAAAACACAGGGCAUGGACUACUUUUUCUUCACGAAGUUGUAUGGCGUUCUCAAACGUUACAUUCUCAACUGUUACAUGAAUUUGUCUUCAUGCAAAAACAGCAAUAGGGAAAGGGGCAAGCUUGCAAGUCUUGCAUCACAAAUUUGGCACGGAUCUAGGCGCUGUUUGGCCAUUCGAUUAUUUGUCAUGCGAACCAGCUUGAUUGUCUUGCGGCUCAUGGUCAUUUUGCAUGACAAAUCAUGUAACAGUUGAGAAUGUAACGCUUGAGAGUGCCAAAAUUUGGUGCAUCUGCUCGGGUUCCACAACGUCACCUCGGAAGAUUUGUACGAUACUUUUGCGCAAGUGGAGAAGGAGGAACGGCUGAAACUCCAUGAAUUCCAAAUGGCGCUGCUAAUUGUGACGAAGGAGCGACUGAAGAAACAGUUGAUGCUAUCCUGUGUAAAAACGUACCCACACCAUAGUUGUCAUGCUACUCUGCAUGCUUAAAAUGUUUCUCAUGCGGAGCCCCAUGAGAAGCAUUUUCUAAUGCGGCUUGGAAAUCUGUAAUGCGCCAAUCAGCAUGAGAUACUAGAUCUGUAAUGCUGCUUAGCUAGCUCAAACAGCACUACCCUACGCGUCCAAAUUUGUCAUGCGAAACAGCCAAAGCUUAUGGAUUUGUCUAGCAGAUUUCCCAUGUUGACUCUGGUGCGGGGACAUGAUCUUUACUCCGGAUAGAUGCGAGACCUCGGGCUGGAAACGGACCAGAUAUUGCUGACUCUGCUGUUCUUAUCGUGAGAAAAAACUGCUUAGCUGUAAACUUGUGAUGCAUAGAACGGAACGCAAAUGCGUUUGUCUUGCUACACAUGCAAGACAUUGGAUUUUUAGCUGUGUUUUCUCUUAGGGAGCACGCAUGCCAAGUUUUCUUUGUCAUGUGUAACAAACUUGUGAUGCAGAUCUUGCAAAAUCAUCACAGUGAAACAGUUUUUUCGUGGGAUAGUUCUACUCGUUGAUCUUCGCGUUGCUGUUUCUCUUCAUCGCCUUGGUGCUGCAGUCCUUCGGGCCAGGGAAGUAUGAACUGCAAAAGUAACGUACUAGUAGGGACCCACGAUAUACCCAAACCUGCGCAUUUGGAUUUGGUCGGUUUAUUGAAAAUUCCUCAAUAAGUAUAGAAUCGCCACUAUUAUCUAUCCCACGAAAAAAGUGUAUACAGUUACACGCUUCUAGUGAAUUCAGCAGCGCAAAUUUCUCUGCAUGAGAGAGAAAACAAAACCUGUAAUGCAGAAAUCCUACGGGAAAACACCUAUGAAACGAGGCUCGCUAGGUAUAUCCGGCAUGACGCAGCUUGUCUGUCUUGCUUGGCCUGCAACACAAUGCGUUACUGUAGCACCUUUUUCUUGCGAUAUUAUCCAACUCGUCGAUCCUGCCGGUGAAACGACUCAAAAACAGCAGAAGGAGUGGUGGAAUUUGCAAGCUUCUUCUUUGAAGGAGUUGAUAAAGACGAAAGCCUCCGCAUUGAAGCGUCCCGAGUUCGAACGCGCAUAUAUUGAAAGCCAAAGCGUCCCUCGAUGGUGGGGAUGUGGGCUCUAAUUUUGGACAGGAAAUUGCUGGCGACCUUUUCAGCUAGACGGAAACGACGGACAACAUGAUGAAAGCUAACACCUUGGCUGUUCCGAACAGCCAAGGUCUUUUCGUCAUGUGGUCCGUUUCUGGCAGCGGCCGAACCUCCUCGGCCGCUGCCAGAUACGGGAAAAAGCGCGCUCAGAAAAUUAAAUUUAGCAGGUUGGGUGUUUUGACCCAACCUGCGCCGCAGGUUGGGUCAAAACACCCAACCUGCUAAAUUUAAUUUUCUGAGCGCGCUUUAUCACGAAAUAAAAUUUUCGCAACAUGUUGCCCCUCAGCUGAAAAUCGCAAAAAGAAUGCGAACUCCCCCAAAACAAAUUAACCUCCGCGCCGCGGUUCCGCCUUCGGGCUCGCUUCUUCGUGGCCCGGUUGUCGUAGGGGUAGGCCCCCCACGUCAUAUUCCGACUGCCCGCGCGCAAUGGUGUGUGUGGCAGUUGCUUGGGUUUUUCUGUGUUACCUCACCAGGCCAGAGAUGGCUCCUUGAUUUCAUUUUUGGAACCCUUCCGGGGUUGACUGUUUUCAUUUUUCGGAUUAGAGAUCCAGACGAUUGUCUUCCGACUUUGAUAGAGACGCGCAGGGAGCUGAUAUCUCAACGAAUGACUGUGCCUUCGCGGCCGUGUCAACGAUGUGGGAAAGAGCCAGAAGUGAACCGAUGUCGAUUGAUCUUUUUGUAGCUGUACUAGAGAAUGGGAAUACAGCGAAAGAAGUAGGGGAGUGGUGAGCUUCGUUGGCGCUGAGGUGGGGAGGGGAUUUGGUGCGGCGUAUUUUCAUAUAGGUGGCGUCUCAUACCCGGAAACAUCAAUCUCUAUUGAGGAUUUUUCAAUAUUUCGAGCAAAUGCAAAUACGCAUGUUUGGCGAAUAGUGGAUCCAUACGUACUAGUAUAGAUCGCAUGACAAAUGUUCUCAGCAUGAGAAAGGAAAUUUGUAAUGCUGAUUUGCCUUCGGGAACAGAUUUGUAGUGCGAGACUUGCAUUUAUACGAGUACGAUACUUUUGCAAUGCAUAGGAAGUCUUUGAUCACGACGUCUGUCCAAGUGUUCUUCGCCUAUCAAAUGCAAAAAUGUCUGGGUCUGGAAGAGUGCCAGACUUGUCAUGCAGGUUUUCCAUGACCCCUGAGGUCUGGCACGUAGGACUUAGCAUGACAGAUUCUGUGAGAUGAGUUCCAUCAUGCCUAUCCUGCAUGAGAAACUGCCGCUCGAUUAGGUCAAAAGUGGACAGCUUUUGGUAAGCACGCAACACAGAUUUUUACAUCAUUCAGAUUUAGCAUGAUAAGUUGCUUAGUUCCAGACCCAGACACUUUUGCAUUUGAUAUCGCCGCGUUCCUGACGUUCUCGGUCGACAAAAUUUCCACGGAUACGAUCAAUCUCGGCGUCUACUAUGAAAUGCAAAAAUGUCUGGGUCUGGAAACUUGUGAUGCUAAAAUGUGCAUGAUGAAAAGACUUCCGAAUGCAGUCCGGCAUGACAACUUCCCAAAACGCUUUCUCAUAGGCAAUCCGCAUGAGAAACUGCGUUCUUGCAUGACAAAAGAGGCUGCGACUUUUGUUGGUUAUGCAAUACAGAUUUUCUAGGUGUGGAAAGCUAGCAUUACAAGUUCCAACCUUCCAGACCCAGACAUUUUUGCAAUCCAUAUCUACUUGGGAAGGCUAAAGCGGGCGGUGAGAAAGGCGAUACGGAUUUAGGAAAGUGGUGGAAGUUCUUACUGUCCGCGGGGGCAGGGACGGUGGAGAAGAUUUUUUCAAUCACUGCUGUAGAUUUGGUAUCUGACCUAGCGGUGUUCAUCUUGCUCUAGUACAUACAAGAACAACCGGAAUACUUUACAUGAGCGGAGUAACAAUUGACUCAACUAAGUCGGAUCGCCGACUUAGUCGUCCGUCCGGCCGCACGGACGAGUAAGUCGGACUUUGUCGCGGGAAACUUCCUCCUUCAUGAAAUCGAAGAGCCGAGAACCCACACCCGGGCUCCUGCCGUUACAGCACCCGAAAGCCGUAUGAAAAAGCGCACUUCUGUAAGCGGAUUUCUGCGCUUUUGGUGUGUUUUUUUUCGGCCGAGCAUCCCGAAAAAAAUGGCAAGUGCUAUUUUUUACGCGCGACAGUUGCUGCUUAUGUAUUACACGUUAGCCCUUUCUGCAGUAAAAGAAACUUUUUCUGCAAAAGCAAAAAAAAGCAAAAGUCCGCAUUUUUCAUUUGGAAAAAGUGCGACCUACUUCUUCAGCUCCGCCCCCACAUUCCCAGCUCGGGGGGGUUGCGCGUUCGCAAGCAAAAGUUCGCAUUUUUAAAAGUGCAACCUUUUUCAGCUUCAUCCCCAGCUCGGCUCGGGGGGGGGGGGGGUGCGCGUUCGUUGCGCGUCUGGCGAACGCGCAACCCCACCGAGGUGGGAAUUCGCGCAACCCCCCGAGCCGAGUGUGAAUGCGAAGCUGAACCAGGGUGCACUUUUUCCAAAUGAAAAAAGUCUUCACAUGAAAAGUGUGGACUUUUGCUUUUUUUUGCUUUUGCAGGAAAUGAAAUAAAACUCGUUUCUUUUUUAAUUGAAGAAAGGGCUACUUUGUCAUGCAGAAACAGCAACUGUCAUGCAUAAAAAACAGCAUUUGCCAUUUUUUUCGGGAUGCUCACCCGGAAAAAAAAAUCACACCAAAAGCGCAAAAAUCCGUUUACAAAAGUGCACUUUCUCACACGGCAGGACGCCGGGUGAGGGUUUAUCUCCCCGGCUCUUCGAUUUCCUGAAGGAGGAAGUUUCCGCCCGCGACAAAGUCCGACUUAGUCGUCCGUGCGGCCGGACGGACGACUAAGUCGGCGAUCCGACUUAGUUGAGUCAAUUGUUACUCCGCUCCAUUAACAUUAUUCGCACUGAAAUGCAGAAUCAGAAACAAGUCGUAUUCAAAUGCAAUUCUUAACUGUAUGAUUGACGAACGAAAAACCGAUAAAGAUAGCACUUGUGAAAAUGAAAAUGUACCAGCAUUACGAGUAGUUUCAACUUCAUCAAGACUCCUGUUAUUGCUGCUUCCACAUUAUAACUAAGUUUUAUCGCAAUUAUCGCAAGAGGAGCAGACAAACAGUUUCAGUUUCCAGAAUAGCAAAAUCGUAGCUUCACGGCCUACUUGUACAAUCGUGAACGUAGAAGAAGAAAAAAGAACCAGUUUCCAUUUCAUCGAUGGAAAUAAAGUAGGCACAGCCAGUUGUAAAAUGCACGUCAUCUUCGCGUAUAUUACCUGUUGAUGUAGAUAACUUGUUGCACAGACUUUCGAAGAAGCAAAAGCCUAUGGCUGGAUGAGUUCGCUUAGAUUGAGUUUGCAGCUGAUGAAACAAGAUAGAAAAGCACCGGGCCGCUUCAUUGCCGGAGCAAGAAAAGAAAGACGCCUGGUAUGAACGCAAGCGAACAACAAGAACAGAACCACUACUAAAUCUUGUACUGUACACAACAGAUGAACUACAAAGACCGAAUGUAUACAACGCCGUCUCUUUCUCGUC